AGCGGUGGGUGUGCGAAUGCAGGGGGCCAGAAGGUGCGGGUGCCAGGCGCCAGGAUGCGGUGGCUGGCCACUCAGCUUGGGAGCAGCCCAGACGCUUAUUAACCGGACCGGUGCGGGUAGCUCAGCGGCGACAGGGUUGUCCUCGGCAGGUUCGCGAUGCAGCGGGCGGCGGUGCUGGUGCGGCGGGGCUCCUGCCCCCUCGCCUCGGGCCCCUGGGUCCGUAGUCACAGCAGCGCUGCAGCCGAAGCCUCGGCGGCGCUCAAGGUGCGACCGGAGCGCAGCCCUCGAGACCGCAUCCUCACUCUGGAGUCCAUGAACCCGCAGGUGAAGGCGGUAGAGUACGCCGUGCGCGGACCCAUCGUGCUCAAGGCCGGCGAGAUCGAGAUGGAGCUGCAGCGGGGUAUCAAAAAGCCAUUCACUGAGGUUAUCCGAGCCAACAUUGGGGAUGCCCAUGCUAUGGGCCAGCAGCCAAUCACCUUCCUCCGUCAGGUGAUGGCACUCUGUACCUACCCAAACCUGCUAAGCAGCCCCAGCUUCCCAGAAGAUGCUAAGAAGCGAGCCCGGCGGAUCCUGCAGGCUUGCGGUGGAAACAGCCUGGGAUCCUACAGCGCCAGCCAGGGUGUUAACUGCAUCCGUGAGGAUGUGGCAGCCUUUAUCACCAGGAGAGACGGUGUGCCUGCCGACCCGGACAACAUCUACCUGACCACCGGAGCUAGCGACGGUAUUUCUACGAUCCUGAAGCUCCUGGUCUCUGGGGGCGGCAAGUCCCGGACAGGCGUGAUGAUACCCAUCCCCCAGUACCCCCUCUACUCCGCGGUCAUCUCCGAGCUGGAUGCCAUCCAGGUGAACUACUACCUAGACGAGGAGAACUGCUGGGCCUUGAACGUGGACGAGCUCCGGCGGGCGGUGCGGCAAGCCAAAGACCACUGUGACCCCAAAGUUCUCUGCAUUAUCAACCCCGGGAACCCCACAGGCCAGGUACAAAGCAGAAAGUGCAUAGAAGAUGUGAUUCACUUUGCCUGGGAAGAGAAGCUUUUCCUACUGGCUGAUGAGGUAUAUCAGGACAACGUGUACUCUGCCGACUGUCGCUUCCAUUCCUUUAAGAAAGUGCUUUACCAGAUGGGGCACGAGUACUCCAGCAACGUGGAGCUCGCGUCCUUCUACUCCACCUCCAAGGGCUACAUGGGCGAGUGCGGCUACCGGGGGGGCUACAUGGAGGUGAUUAACUUGCACCCUGAGAUCAAAGGGCAGCUGGUCAAGCUUCUGUCGGUUCGCCUCUGCCCGCCAGUGUCUGGACAAGCCGCCAUGGACAUUGUCGUGAAUCCCCCCGUCCCAGGCGAGGAGUCCUUCGAGCAGUUCAUCAGGGAAAAAGAAUUCGUUCUUGGUAAUCUGGCCAAGAAAGCGAAGCUGACAGAAGACCUGUUUAAUCAAGUCCCAGGGAUUCAGUGCAACCCCUUGCAAGGAGCUAUGUAUGCUUUUCCCCGGAUCCUCAUUCCUGCCAAGGCUGUGGAGGUGGCUCAGGCCCAUAAGAUGGCCCCAGACAUGUUUUACUGCAUGAAGCUCCUGGAGGAGACCGGCAUCUGUGUCGUGCCCGGCAGUGGCUUUGGGCAGCGAGAAGGCACCUACCACUUCAGAAUGACAAUUCUCCCUCCCGUGGAGAAACUGAAGACCGUGCUCCAUAAGGUGAAAGAUUUUCACCUCAAGUUCCUGGAGAAAUACGCAUGAGGACGCCUCAGGCGCCAGAGGGUCUCGGUCCCGAUCCCACCCAGGCCUUCCUCUUGGACUCUGCCUCAGAUCUCAUGCAGGCCGUCAGCCCGGUUCAUCAUCAUGUUUCCCAGGAGACUUUCUUUGUGCCUUGAGCAAACAGUGAUUUUGCAAUGUCUCGCAGGCCCUGUUGUUUUUUUUAAAUGCAGCCAAAGUAGAGUCAACUUGCUCGGCAGAUGUGGCUGGGAUUCUCCGAAUCACCUAUCCUUCCUGUGUUCGGAAAGUUCCUUUGGGUUUUGAACAGCCAGGGUACAUUGAAAUGAGAGCAUUCUUACCUACAGAAACAAGCGGGUGUUGGGAAUGUGUGACUUUUACACGGUGAGGACCGGAAGCCCAGAAAUCAACAGUGAGAUCCCUUAGCAGCGCGGAAACAUACGUUUUGAACAGUAAGCCUGCAAGUCCGGCAAGCACCCAGAGAAAACGUGUCAUUCUGGUCUGGAUAUAGACAGCUCCUCACAGACCAGAAUACUGAAGUCAGUAGUGGCACGGGGUCACAUCAGAUUCCAGGCUAGAUUGUACUGAACACAGCAUUGGCAGGGGCCAUGACCUUGGUUAGAGGUCCUGAGGGGAAGUGGGGGAAAACAGGCUGCAAGUUGAGCUGGGUCUUCUGAGCCGCACGGCAGGUGCAGGAUGACUCAGCACCCUGAGCUCUGCGCAUGCUUUUGCUGAGACCUUGGUAUAAAGGGAAGGUCUCCUGGGCUGCAGGGACACCAGGGAGAGCCCUGAAAUAUCUUGGUGACGUGAGGAUCCAUACCACUGGUUACCUGGGGACAGUUUUCUCUCAAGGGCCUGUCUGAGCCUUUGUACCGAUUGCCCUCUGCUGGUGGCAGUAGAAAUCAGCAAAGGCUGAGAAGUGCCCUACAUUAGGAGGAGGUGGAUCUUUUUAAAAAUCUGACAGCGCAGCCCCUGCAGGUCUUCUGUUUCAAACUAAAUUUGGCUCAUUCUGUGACUGUAAUUGAUGACAGUGCCCGCUACACCAACUGCCAGGAAGGGGUGUGCAGUCUGAGUCAGCAAACUUCUCCUACAGCAGUUUCCUGCCUCCUUCCCCAUCCGUGGACAGUGUCCCACGUCAUCAGCCAUCCCUCAUGUCACGGAGUAGCCGCCACCAAGCAGGCAUAGUCCUUAAAUACCGGACCUGAGUGGAGCCAGGUGCAUGCCAAGGAGACGGUGCUACAGGGAGCAGCAGGCCAGGUUUUCCUCCCCAACAUCCCUUGGCCGUCUUCCAUCUUCAUGAGAAGUGAGGGAAGCCACCACCAGCUCAGGGGCCCACGUACCCAGCGAGUCUGGGGGAACGCAGGAGCUAAAGAGAGCGAUGCGCACGGCUGUGGGGUCCUGUGCUGUGAUUCCACAUUGGGUCUGUGCAGGGGGGCGCAGUUUUUAAAAGAGCUUCAAGCUGCUAACACGAGAUUACUGUGAAGGAAGCAGCCACGGUCUUAUCAAAAUGAAUGUUCUGGAACUUUCCUUAAAAAGUUGAAAAGGUAGCGUGUAUGCUUGCUAGGCAUAUACAUUCUGAGAUAUCUCAGUGAAUGGUUAACUAGAAGCUAGUCUAUUUUUUAUAUUUUUGUAACAAUUGCUUUUUUCAUGGUUGGGGGGGGGUGGUGGUAGGGUUAGUAUUUAUAGUCCUAACAAGUCCAAUAAUUUUUAUAAGUCUCUUCAGAUUAUAAAUAAUCCUCCAAAUUUUGCAAUGUUUACAUGUUUUUAAAAAAAAGAUGAUAAAUAUGCUAAGUUUGCUUUUUAAAUAAAAGCUUAGGUGUUCUAAGAGAUUAAUAAUGUCAGGUAGGAAUACUGGUUGUGGCAGCUUGGGUUUUCUACAGAUUCUUCUCCCACGCCUUUUCUCUCUCAGCGUCACUGAAGACAGUUGUUUGUCGUCUGGGGUUUCCCUUGGGAGUCUACUCCUGAGGUUGCUGUUCCUCCAGAGGUGUGGGUGGGUGGUGCUGUGGAAGCCUGGGCCAGGCUGGACCUGGGUCAGUGACACGCAAAGACAUUGUUUGCAUUGGGUGCAAGGGCAGGGGCAGACCUGCCUGUUCUCGGCUGUUUCUCGUCUCAGUUCUUCCGGCCUCCCUGACAGAGGUCCUUGGAAAUAGCUGUGCUGGGAAGUUCUGAACAAUAAACUAUGUGCCCAGAA
Messenger RNA from Arvicola amphibius (Eurasian water vole), 3889 nucleotides. RefSeq names its product glutamic--pyruvic transaminase 2 (gene Gpt2). Gene Ontology annotation, molecular function: pyridoxal phosphate binding; L-alanine:2-oxoglutarate transaminase activity. The record is from RefSeq and is a predicted model, not a curated record. The transcript is spliced from 12 exons. Lineage: Eukaryota; Metazoa; Chordata; Mammalia; Rodentia; Cricetidae. Gene Ontology annotation, biological process: biosynthetic process. The coding region runs from base 157 to 1725 and encodes 522 amino acids.